This is a messenger RNA of Aspergillus terreus NIH2624, 1674 nucleotides long. RefSeq lists its product as uncharacterized. The transcript has 4 exons. NCBI's taxonomy places the organism in Eukaryota, Fungi, Ascomycota, Eurotiomycetes, Eurotiales, Aspergillaceae. The record is from RefSeq and is a predicted model, not a curated record. Bases 1 to 1674 code for a protein of 557 amino acids.
AUGGCACCGACAAACCAGCCGACGUUCACUUUUAUCGAUCAUGACGACGAUUUGAGCUCCAAGCGCAUCAACGAUGCCAAUGCCCGCAGGGCGAUCCGGUCCCACGUGAUGCGUGAUGUGCGUAGACGCGAGCGAAUUGCCGGAUUAAGACGAGUUUCAAGACGCGGCAGCCGUGCAAGGAAGAAAGAGACCCCGUUUAUGCAGUCGAGCGGCCUGAACUCGUCCGAACACAUCUUGCCUCGGAGACGCGCAUCCGCAAAAACAGAGCCUGUAGGCAACAUGAUCGUAUUACACCAGCAGCCACAAUGUCGGGCCUCCAGCAAUAUGGCGUCGUCUGCAUCCUCUUCGAGUCCUGAGCCACUUAUUGAUUCUGGUCUGGCGCCGUCGCUUCUGGAUCCGUUCGUCUCAUUGCCUGGAGCAGAGAUGUGCACUGAUAUGGUCAACAAACUAGUUUUCUAUUGGAAAACCGUCUUCAUUCCGAUCACGUUCCCAAAGGAACAUAAGCUCACCGAACAGUUCAAAAGAGGUCUCUUGGUUCACACCUCAUUCACCGAUGCGGGCAGUUUCUUCGGUCUGAUGACCAUGUGUGCUGCCCAUCGGGCUAUCAUGGCCGGGCGGCAUUCAGACCUACAGCGCGCUUCAGAGAGCACGAGCCAUCCGCUCUAUGACCAAGACUACUAUAUCAUGAAGGGAAAAUGUAUAGCCGAGAUGAGCGCGAAGAUUCAUGAUUCUACAAAAGUGCUGAGCAAUGAGGCGCUUGGUACCAUCCUCAACCUUCUGUCCGGUUCGCUUAUAGUCGGUCUUUUUGACGAAACACGGAUACACCUCCGUUGUCUCGAACACAUGGUAGAGUUGCGAGGGGGCUUAGUUGAUUGCCGCGAGGAGAUGACUCCGUUAAAGGCUGCUGUCCUGAUGACUGAUGUAAAAGCUGCAACGGGUCUGAUGACAGACACAGUCUUCCCCUUAGUAUGGAGUCCCAAUCCGGUCCCGGCCGACGUGAAACGCCGGAUAAGUCCUCCAGAUGGGUCGUCACUGAAGAACCUGGGAAUUGCCUUCCAUAAGAUACCUAUUCUCAGUCGCCCGCUAUUGAGGAUUCUCGACGUGAUGACCGACAUCAUCUUUUACAGCCAUAUGUGCAAAGAGUCUCCGUCAGCACUCAGCGAUGACGACCAUGACUUCUUUCGUAAUCUGAACCGCGAAGUGGAGCACCUGCUGCUGAGCUAUGUACAUACGCAGGAAGACGGUCAGAAUACGCCCUUCCCAGGGUCGAACCCAGACCCUCUUCCUCUGGAGACUGUGACCCGGGUUGCUGCGAUCUGCUAUCUCAAUUACUUCCUUAUCAAGCUGCUUCCGUCAGCGGGACUCAGCCGUGCGCUCACAAAACAUCUAAAGAGCGCCCUAUCUCACAGCAGUCUACAGUCAUCGCCCAAAGAAUACCAUGCGCUGGUGGCAUGGGCCCUGUUUAUUGGUGGCCAGGGCUCGAUAGCGCAGGUGGAGCGUCCCUGGUUUGUCGAACGCCUCGCUCACAUAUCACGCAGCUGCAAGUGGCACAACUGGGGCCAGGUUACUCGUGUCAUGGGAGAAUACUUCUAUCUUCCCAGCACCAACGAAUCGAUCUGGGCGACGGUCUGGGAUGAGGCUAUGGCGGUAUUAGCUCAAGAAGACAGCACGUGA